AUGUCGUCAUUUAAGGUCGUCCAGGUACACACAAAGUCGAAGGACUUUCGUGCUGCCACUAAAAUUGUCGAUGUCCCUGCAAUUGAAACCCCUGCACCUGGCUGCGUUGUGGUUAAGAACUGCUUUUUGGGCAUCAACGCCACCGAUAUCAAUGUGACCUCUGGUGCCUACACUGGUACUCUCCCCCCUCCAUUCGGAUGUGGUCUAGAAGCUGCAGGUCGCGUUUUCGCGAUUGGUGAGGGUGUCACUGACGUAAAAGUGGGCGAUUCUGUCGGCUAUCAGAAAUUUGGAGCUUUUGCCGAGUACGUUGAGGUGCCAGCAGCCAAUCUUAUCAAGACUCCAGAGCUCUCCCCUUCUGUAGUGACGCUGACAGUUGGCGGUCUCUCGGCUUCUAUUGCCCUAGAACAUAUUGGAGAAAUGAAGUCCAACGAGACGGUGUUUGUAUCUGCUGCUGCUGGCGGCACUGGUCAGUAUGCGGUGCAGCUAGCCAAACUCGCCGGGAAUCACGUUAUUGGUACGUGUAGUACCGACGAAAAGGCAGAACUUUUGAAAAAACUAGGGUGUGAUCGUGCGAUAAACUACAUGAAAGAGGAUGUUGAUGCGGUCUUAAAGAAAGAGUAUCCAAAUGGUCUUGAUCUCGUUUUUGAGUCUGUGGGAGGGGAUUUGUUUAAGGCUGUGACAAACAAUCUCGCAGUUCAUGCGCGUGUGAUCCUCUUUGGAUACAUUUCGGCCUACCAUGGCGACAAAUCGAAUGAGCCUAUGCUUGUGAACGAGUUGAGCCCAAAACUGUUGACCAAAUCCGCUAGUCUGCGUGGAUUUAUUUUGUUCAAUCAUUUUGAACAUAUUCCAUCCCACACGAAACGAUUGCUGAAACUGAUAGCCGAAGGAAGUUUGAAUCCUGGAAUCGAUUCGACGGAGUUUCGCGGAUUGGAGAGUAUUCCCGAUGCUAUUGAUUAUAUGUAUGCGCGAAAGAACAUGGGCAAAUUGAUCAUUAAGCUGGAGUAA
Messenger RNA from Plasmopara halstedii, 1005 nucleotides. RefSeq names its product alcohol. Gene Ontology annotation, molecular function: oxidoreductase activity. Lineage: Eukaryota; Oomycota; Peronosporomycetes; Peronosporales; Peronosporaceae. The transcript has a single exon. The coding region runs from base 1 to 1005 and encodes 334 amino acids. The record is from RefSeq and is a predicted model, not a curated record. Gene Ontology annotation, cellular component: mitochondrion.